UUCCUGGGAAUUGAACUUGAUUCUGCACUGAGCUGCAUCAACAGCUUUUCUACUUUGAGACGGUCUUGCCAAUUGCCCGGGCAGUCUUGAACUACCAAUCCUCCUAUCUUAGUCUACCAGAAUGCUGGGGUCCCAGGCAUGCACCAUUGUGCCUGGCUUUCUCCCAUGCCAUUUCUAAUACUGAAAGUACUGAUUUUCCCAGUGCUACCCUGCACAUCCCACUUCUCUUCCCCGUCUUCCCAAUUUUGUUCCUUGGGACCUGGAGCAUCAGGGGAGGGGGAGCCCUGUUGCAGGGGCCUUAUUACCACCACCAAGAGGCCUCCCUGAAUGUUCCUGCUUCUGUCAAUUUUUGUAGCCCAAACUGACAAGAGUCAGCCCUCUGCCUAUCUCAGUGGAAAGGCAGGUGGUGGACCCAGGGACUGAAGAGUCUCAUGUGACAGAUAAGGGCCUCCCUACAUCACCUUUCAGAAAGUGUCACCAUAGCAACUCAAGUAACAAACAAUGGUUCCCUAAAGGGCUCCUCACAAAGCUCUCUCUCCUGGCUCUGAGCCCAGAAGAAUGGCCAGCAACACACCAAGGUCACUCAGAGGGCCCAGUGACUCAUGUCGCAGAGAGCCUCUGCUACAGAUGGUCCAUGCCAAUGAACACUUUCCCCAAUAUCAGACAUGGCUUCAGCGCCAGUUCUUACUUCCUGGUAAGACCUGGGAGUUACCUGGCUUCACCCGGCAAGCCUACCACCAAUUGGCCCUGCAGCGACCACCCUGCACAGAUAUCAAGUCCAUCGUGCGUCAGAGGCUGCUCUACCCUUGCAAGAGUGCAGCCGAGCACACCUGGGGCUUCCAUACAUGGCUCGAUGUGGGGCGUCUGCCUGCCACCUUCCCCAAGAGGCCUGACAAGCCCUACGACAGCAACGUCUGGCGCUGGCUCACACACCCACAUGCUUAUCGCCUUCAGCCAGCAGAGCCCCCAGUACCUCCUCCUUCCUGGAUGGGGCCAAACAGCUUCCUGAACUUCAUCCACUCCAUACCCAUCUUUUUGGAUGGGGACAGGAAGAACCAGGUGAUUCUGAAGACCAUGAAACAGCUGAAGGAAGCAGAGAAACUCAAGCUGAGAAGUGAAAUAAGAGCACCUCUGCUUGAUGCCCAUGGCAACAUCCUGCCCCCUGCCAAGCUCAAGAAGUCCUGGUACAAAUCAGCUGAUGGAUGGUUUGAGUCUCAGGGCCUCCCACUGCUGCCCAGUGCAGUUCCUAUUGCUGUAGCCAGGAACUGGCCCUGUCCAAACCCUCUGCCUCAUUACCAGAAGAAGGCUCUAAAGCUGGCCUGGAUACCUAGUGUGCCCCUGAGCAAGAACCUCAUAAAGGAUUACCAGACCUUGCUAGAAGACCGCAUUGCAGUGCCCCUCCACCAUCUGUCCACAGCACAGCUCAGCCAAUCCUCAGGGAGGAAGAGAAGGAGGAGGCCUGGACAUGUGUAGAAGAGGCUGCAGAUGGUAAAGACCAUGGGAAGCCCACAGACCCCCAGUUUCCUGUGUUCUCAACCUACACUCCUUCAGCAGGAAGCCUCAGGGUAACUGAAGAACUCUGGAUUCACCAUCAUUCCAACCCUAUGUCACCUCUGUACCCCAGGAUCCUGAAGAUACCACUGAAAAUCUCAGCUGUGUAUUUCUUCCUCAGAGGACUCUCUGAGAAGGUGAGAGGACAGGGGCAAGGAAUGUGGGUGAGGCAACAAGAGCAGGUGGAGUUGCCAGUUCCUAAGGAUGGAGCCAGGACAGGCAGGGUGAAAAUGAGAAAGGGGGGGGUUACUAGAAAUGUGGGUAAGAAGACGUGACCUCCGCUUUCAUAACCCAUUUGGAAUGGGUGUGGGGUGGGUAGGAGUACAGAGGGCCUCUCAGGAAAAAGUCACCACAAUUCAUCUCUCCCUGAACCAUCUGCUGUCUGGACAAAAAUCGGGCACAUUAUAUUUGGGUGCAGGUUCUCCUGCAGGGGCUCAGGGAGUGGGGGUCAGGCCUGGCUGGUUCUGAGGACAGGAGGAUGGGAGAGUCAGACCCUGGGAAGGCCAGCCAGGCACCUGCAGAGCACAGGAGUAGAAUGAAGUAAAGACUCAAGGCAAAAGUCAACGUGGUCACUAUAGGGCAUCAUUAAGAGCCUAGAGCUUGUGCUGCAGUGGACUCCGGAGACCUCAGUCUUUGCCACAGAGGAGUCAGAGACAAAGCCUGGAGUGGAGGCAGGCAAAGGGCAGUUGUCAGGAAGGAGCUGGCCCUGGAUGAAGUGGAGGCCUGGUGGAAAAGAUUAGGGGUAGGUGGAUGUGGGGGCCCUACUUCACCUCUCUCUGUAAGCAGAUGGCCCCAGCUGCCUUCUCUUGGUCUCCUGCCCACUGGCCUCUCUGUCUAACCUUGAUGGAGCCUCACCCCAUAGACACCUGGGAAUCACCACAUCAGAGGGUUUGGGCAUGGGUUUCACCAGUAUUCAACUGUGUGACCUUUGAGAAAGUCAGCUCCCUUUGUCUUGGUUACUUUUCUCAGUGCUGAGAUAAAAUAUCCAACACUGAAAGUUAAAGGAGGGGUUUAUUUAGCUCACAGUGUUAGAGGUUUCAGUUCACAGUUGGCUGGUUCCAAGGCAGGGCGACACAUGGCAGAGGGGCAACAGUUCAUGGCACUGGAAGUCAGCGAAAGCAACUAGGGGCAGACAAGACUGUUUCAGUCCCUUUAGUGUAUUCAGGAUCCUCACCCUAGAGUGGAUGUGGCACUCACACCCUUAAUCCCAGCAUUAUACCCUCUAGAUUCAGCCGACUCUGAAAAAACCCUAUGACCGCAGGAGGCUUUGCAGGGCAUCCAGACACAAGCCAUAACACCCUUCUAGCUUUAAAUUUCCUCAUCUGCUCAAUAGGCAUCACUAGACUUUAAAUAAGUGGGACAAAUAAGUGAAUGAAGUGUUUGCAAAGUAUCUGGCACACUGUAGGUCUUCCCUGGCUGAAGCUAUCAAUCACUGCUCAUAGAAUAAAAAUGAUAAAUAGAAUAUUGUUCAUUCAUUAAAAGGAGUAGCGUACUGAUCAGUGCUAUAGUGUGGGUGAAAAGUGGAAUUGCUGUGGAGGGAAGAAGGAGGCACAAAGAGCAUCACCCAGUCUGAUCCCACCUAUAGGAGAUUCCUAGAAAAGGCAACUCAUAGAGACAGAAGAGCUCACUGGGAGCUCAGAGGCAGUGGAUGGUGGGGAGUCAUUGUUUAGGAACAUGGAGUUUCUGUUGUGGAUGAUGAUGAAAACGUUCUGGAAUUAGGUAGUGAUAAUGAUAGCACAAUAUUAUGAAUCUUCUUCUCUUUUGCCUUCUCCUUCUCCUGCUUCUCAUCCUCCUCCUUCUUUGGUUUUUGGAGACAGGGUUUAGGCUGGCCUUGAACGCACUAUGUAGCCUAGACUGGCCUCAAACUUACAGUGAUCCUCCUGCCUCUGCCUCUGAGUGCUGGAAAUAGGCGUGUGCCACCAUUCCUGACUAUUGUGAAGGUUCUUAGUGCCCCAGAUUUGUACAUUUACCAAUGCUUUAAAUGGUAAAAUUUAUAAUAUCUAUAAUUAGCCACAAUAAAAAUUUUGAAAAAGGGAAUAAAGUACUGAUAGGUGAAUAAACCUUGAAAACGUGCAGAGAGACCACCUGUGGUUUGCAGUGCUUAAGAUAUGGUUUGAUAUCCCAAGAGCUCAUGUGUUAGAGACAUGGUUCCCAGUGUCACAUUGUGAUAGGAGAGGGACCUUGAAGAGCUGGUGCCCACGAGAAGUAUUCAGGGAAUUGGGGGCACGGCCCAGCAGGAAAAAUUAAUGCUGGUUUGUCAGAGUGAAUUAGUUGUUCUCAAGAAAGUUGCAAUAAAAGAGCAGGAGCUGAGCCUCUCUUACUGUCUGGUUUCCUGUCACCACGUGGUCUCUCCCUCUGUCACACACACCUACCAUGAUGUCAUCCACACUGUGACACAGCCAAGGGGGCCCUCACUAGAGCCAGAUAGCUCUUGGCACAUUGCUCCAAACUAUGAGCAUAAUAAACUUCUUUUCUUUGUAAAUACUUUGCCUUAGGUAUUUUAUUGGAGCAAUGGAAAAUGAACUCAUACAUUGUGUGACUCAUUUAUGUGAUGUAUCUAUGACAUACAAAUCCAGAGCUAGAAAGUGAAUCAAUAGCUGCUAGGUGCUAAGAAGGGGAAAUUUAAUGUAUUUUGAAAGUAAAUGCAGAUGGUGGUUGUAUAA
Molecule: messenger RNA, 4214 nt
Organism: Cavia porcellus (domestic guinea pig)
Lineage: Eukaryota; Metazoa; Chordata; Mammalia; Rodentia; Caviidae
Gene: Tex52
Product: testis expressed 52
Exons: 3
Coding region: 559-1473 (304 amino acids)
Source: RefSeq, a predicted model, not a curated record